Molecule: messenger RNA, 1955 nt
Organism: Aegilops tauschii subsp. strangulata
Lineage: Eukaryota; Viridiplantae; Streptophyta; Magnoliopsida; Poales; Poaceae
Product: magnesium transporter MRS2-F
Biological process (GO): magnesium ion transport
Molecular function (GO): magnesium ion transmembrane transporter activity
Source: RefSeq, a predicted model, not a curated record
GCUCCGCGAGACAUCCGCCCCUGGGUCGCGUCGGCCGUCCCCCACAAUUUUCAGUCGGAAACCCGCAUCUCCCCGCUGCCGACCACGCGUACCUCCACCUCCAGCUACAGCCCCAGCCGACGAUCGCAGUCGAAACCCUAGCUCCGGGAGCAGAGGAUGAGGCCCACAGCGACGGGGCCGGGCGGCGGCGUGGUGAGGCGAAAGGCGGGGGCGGCCGCCGCCGCGGCGGCGGCGAGCCGGGAGUGGCUGGUGGUGCCGGCGUCGGGGCGGGCGCGGGUGGAGGAGGCCGGGAAGCACGCGGUGAUGGCGCGGACGGGGCUGCCGGCGCGGGACCUGAGGGUGCUCGACCCUCUGCUGUCCUACCCGUCCACGAUCCUGGGCCGCGAGCGCGCCAUCGUCGUCAACCUGGAGCGCGUCAAGGCCGUCAUCACCGCCGCCGAGGUGCUGCUCCCCAACUCCAAGGACCCCGACUUCGCGCGCUUCGUCCGCGACCUCCAGGCCCGCGUGCUCACUUCCGCAGACCAGGCUGCAGAGUUUACUGAUAUGGAUGGCGAAUCAUCUGCAAUUGCUUCACCAUUUCCUGCUCCUAGUUCAUCUAAAGGACAUGAACUGGAGAUGGCUAAGAGGACUCCUAAUGCGGUGGGUGAAAUGACUCACAGCAGCAGUGUGCCCACAUUGACUGCUAUGAAAGAUGGAAGCACCAAGGUUUUACCCUUUGAGUUCCGUGCGCUUGAAGUGUGUCUCGAGUCGGCUUGUAGAUCUCUAGAAGAGGAGACUGUGACUCUGGAGAAAGAGGCAUAUCCAGCAUUGGAUGAGCUAACUUCAAAGAUCAGUACCCUGAAUCUUGAGCGAGUUAGGCAAAUUAAGAGCCGGCUGGUGGCAAUCUCUGGACGCGUGCAGAAGGUGAGGGAUGAGCUUGAGCAUCUAUUGGACGAUGAAAUGGAUAUGGCUGAAAUGUACUUGACAGAAAAACUUGCUCGAGAAGAUAUCAGUGAGACUUCAUCUAGAGUUGAGGUUGAUGAUCAUGAUCAUGAUCAUGACCCGUCUCAGUUGGAGGAGGAUAUGGAUGAGGAUUAUAGAAGCGAGCCAGCUGGAACUGCAAGCAAUGGUAGCUUUAUUGGUUAUAAGCCCAACAUUGAAGAACUGGAGAUGCUUUUAGAGGCCUAUUUUGUGCAAAUUGACGGUACACUAAAUAAGCUUUCGCAUCUGAGGGAGUAUGUUGAUGACACCGAGGAUUACAUCAACAUAAUGUUGGACGACAAGCAGAAUCAGCUUCUACAAAUGGGGGUCAUGCUCUCGACCGCGACGGUUGUCAUUACUGCCGGAGUGGCUGUCGUUGGUCUUUUCGGGAUGAACAUCGGCAUAUCUCUUUACACUCCCGUAGGCGAGGAGCAGACGCGAGCAGCACAUGUGAAGUUUUGGGAAACCACUUUUGGCACCAUUGCUGGGUGCACGAUCCUGUACGUAAUAGCCAUGGGUUGGGGGAAGAGAAGUGGGCUAUUGCAAUGAGGGCGCACCCAAUCCUGUCAACAACUGCUCCCGCAGAAGCCUUCGCUGGACAACCCCUGAAAGAGGGCGGUGUGCGCUUGGAAUAUAUUGGUACCUCAAAAUGCAUGCCUGUAACCUUAUCCCUUGAAAGCCUUAGAAGGGAGGGAAGAAAGUUUUCUUGAUGCAAGACAAUGGGUAGUUCGAAGCGAAGAAGAUCGUUUCAUAAAGUGUUGGCACAAUGCUGUCAAGCCAACUCAGAGUUUGCUAUUGCACCUGCGGGGUGAGCAGUUGCUUAAACCCUCUCUUGUAAAAGUUUGUCUUGCCAUUGUAUAUGUAAACCUGCUGCUACAAGUGAAUUAAAUCACUGUAGAAAUGCUGGUACUGUGGCCUGUCUUGGCCAGGGGAGAGUUAUUAUCAUGUGUGAUAUUGUUGACAGUGUGAGCGUAUAUUUUGUUGGUUUCUACUCU